CCCGCGCCCUGCGCAGCGCCGGCCGCGCCCGCGGAGCCCCGGAGGCGGCGGAGGCGGCGGAGCUGCCCGGGCUCGGGCUGUGCGCUGGCUGGGGCUGUGUCCGGGCUCGGGCUGUGUCCGGGGCUGGGGCUGUGUCCGGGCUCGGGCUCUGUCCGUGGUGCUGCCGCCCCUGCGGCCGAGCGCAGCCCCCGGACCGCGCCCGCCGCCCGGCAUCCUGUUGCGCCGAGAGCGCGGCGAGCGGGGAAAGGGCAUCCGAGCAUCCGAGCAUUCCAGCAUCAGAGCACCGGAGCAUCAGAGCAUCUCAGUAUCCGAGCACCGGAGCACCCGAGCAUCCCAGCAUCCUGCCGAGGAGCCCGAGCGCCGGCCCGGCUCGGAACAAUGGCUGCGCUGCCGCGGCUGCUCUGCGCGCCCGCGCUCGCCCUGCUGCUCUGGGCUGGACUUUGUUCCUCCGUGUGUGUGGAAGUCCCAUCUGAGACAGAGGCUGUCCAAGGCACAGACAUGAAGCUGCUCUGCAUCUCCUGCAUGAAGAGGGAAGAGGUGACAGCCAGCACGGUGGUGGAAUGGUUCUACAAGCCCGAGGGGGGAAAGGAUGAGCCUAUCUACGAGCACAGGAAAUCAAUCCACGAGUUCCCAAGCCGCUUCAGCGGCCGGAUACAGUGGAAUGGGAGCAAAGACAUGCAGGACGUGUCCAUCACCGUGCUGAACGUGACCCUGAACGACUCGGGCGUCUACACCUGCAACAUCACCCGCGAGUUCGAGUUCGAGAUCCACCGGCCCCUCUUCCAGAGCUCCAGGAAGAUCCACCUCACCGUGGUGGAGGAGGCUGGAGAAGACUUCACCUCUGUCAUCUCAGAAAUUAUGAUGUACAUUCUGCUGGUCUUCCUCACGCUCUGGCUGCUGAUUGAAAUGGUCUAUUGCUACAGGAAGGUCUCCAAGGCAGAGGAGGCUGCCCAGGAAAAUGCGACAGACUACCUGGCAAUUCCAUCGGAAAACAAAGAGAACUGUGCAGUGCCUGUGGAGGAGUAGCAGGGAGGAGGCAGCGGCACCAAGGGCUCUGAAUCCAGAAGGACCAUGCCACACCAGCCAGGUUUGAGGGGGAGCUCUGCGCCAUCAGGAGGAACACAGGGAAGUGUAAAUCCUCUUCCAUUUGCCUUGGACUCUGUACAGCCUUGACUCUGGUCCUGUGACCCCUCUGAGCUGCCAGCCCGGUGCUGAAGGACUCCUCAGUGAAAGCAUGCUGAGCAAACAGCACGGGCGUGGGCAGCACGGCUCCUUCCCGAGUUCCAGUUCCAUCAGCACCUCAAUGGCUUUGUAAAUGCUACCUGUCACUUCUUAGCUGCUCUCACCACCACCUUUAUUUGCUAAAUAUGCUGCUUCUCCAUUGCAGAGGUUAGGGGUAUGUGUGGCACACUGCUUUGAGCUGCAGGACUGUGAGCAAGGCUCUCUUAGAGGGUUAUUCCACCACAUGCUGUGGCCCAAGCAGUUUUCUUGGUGUUAAAACAGGAAGAUUUUAAUUAGGUAAUGAAAUCACUCAGAAUUUUAGGCUGUCCAUGCACAAGCUGAGUAGGGUGAGGGCUGUAAUGCAGUAAAAUUGGAGAUGUAUAAUAGGAAGGACAGGUCCCUGUGCCAUGUUCACACUUUCUUCUGGAGGGAAUUGAGAAUACAGAUCCUGAAUUAUUCCUGCUUUGGGAAGCACGAUGAUGUAAGUAUAAGAAUCCCCUGUGUCCCUCUCAUUUAUCAAGUGUCAAAACCCUCAUCCCCUUCCACCUGCCUGGCACAGCAGGUUUGCUCCUGGAGUUCACAGUGGGAGGAGGAACCUGAAGAGCCAAGUCCUACAACAGCUGGCAAGGCAGCAGGACAAGGCACAGGAUCCACCUUUUCCUGGGAAACCCCAAAAAACAAGGCAGCCUCAUGCUGGUAGGCAGGAGAAAUAAAUAAGAUGUAAAGCCCUCACAGGAUGGCAGCUUAGUAAAAUGGUUGUAGUUUUAUAAUUGGGAUGGUUCUCUGCUGCUGUAGCAGCACCAUCUAGAGGGACAGACAGAAAACACCCACUUUUCCAGUUAAUCCUAAUUCUCUCUUGAGGUAAUUAAUCACCAGUAUAAAUAGUCUGAAUUCACCUGAAAUGAUCCUCUGUUGUCCAGGAAUCACCCUGGAAAUUCCAUCUUUCCUAUGCAAACUUACCUUUUCUGAGGGUUAAGCAGAGUAAAAAUUGUUUUCUGCCCUUCAAUGCAGAUCAGUUGAGCUCAACAAGCUGGGAUUGGAAGGGGGAAAGGCAGGAACACUGGCCAGGGUGGAACUGUGCUGUAAAACCAGGUGGGGAAGGUUUGGGUUUGUUGUAUGGCAGAGUUGUGACUUCCCUGCUGCAAUGGAGCCUGUGCUGCUUUGCCAGAGCUGGCAAGUUCUGCUCCACUGUCCUCUUUGUAAGUAGUUCCCAAGUGCUCGUGACUCCAGGCAUGCUCCCACCCACGGGAACCCCUCUGCUUUGUUCUGCUGCUCUUUAUGUGCUUGCUAAAAUCACAGAAAUUACCCCAUUUGGAAGUCAGGCCCAGGCCAGAUUUCCAACUGGCACUUGCUCAAAACCCUUUUUUUAGAGUGGGUGUCAACUUUAGGAAACUACUCCAGUGCAGGCUUGGUAGUAGGAUUGCUCCCAAAUGCAGAGCCAAGCCUGGCAAGGGGAGAACAUUUUCCAGACAAAGCACACUCAUAGUCUGGGCACCAGCUCCCAAAAUCCUGAUAUCCAAAAGGGAUAUCCAAAGGAAUAUCCAAGCAGCUCCUCUUUGAAUUCAGCUGGAUGUCAUCUUUUUCCCUAUCCCACUUUGCCUGGCAGAAUCCUGAACUCAACAAGGGACUGGGUUGUAACUCUGGAGUUUCCAGCACUGCCUGAGGCAUUGAGCCCAUGGUGAAUUUUAGGACACCUCUCUCCCACUCCAGCUCUGCUCCUCAGUCCCUGUGAACCAUGGAUAACCCUCUGGUGUCACACUGUUAAAUCAAAAAAGGAGUGAACCCUUGAUGAACUUCUUGAGAGCUACCUCAGGUGGUAAAGAAGGGCCAUCCCCUUGUCCUGCACCUCCCUGUAUACCACAGGCACCUUCUGCAGAUGCUCUUUUUUUGGACAAAUCUUUCACUUUUCCAGUUCCUGCAGGCAGAGGUCACCACUGCCACGUGGUGUUCCAAGCAGGAGGAAAUGGGGUGCAAAGUUCUGCUCAAGAAUCUUGCAGGAAAAAAAAUAAUAAUAAUUUAAAAACUGGUGAUUUUUCAAGACCUGGAAGAGAUGGUCCUGGCAAAGACUCUAUGUGUGUUUGGAAUGAGAGAGGAGACUCCAGAAUAGGCAGGAUAAUAAAAAGAACAAAGAGCCACGCUGGUUGUUGGAUAGAUUUUUUAAUUGAUACCGUACUUCCAUGGUACUAACUACUUACAGGGAGUUUGGCUGCAGAGCCUGUACAAUUCCUACAUCCCAGCACAUUCCAGUAUCGUUUUUUAACCACGGGUUGGGUUUUUUUGUUUUUGCGUUUUGUUUUGUUUUGUUUUGCGCACAGCGCAAAGUUUCUGACAGUCGGGACAACUCCUAAAACAAACCCACAAUCCUUCCCCCACCCACCCCAGAGUCACCUCAGCCAUCAGUCCCCUGCUUCCCAGGCUCUGGAGGGGAUUUCUGUGGUUGUAGGAGCUGCUGCUGUGCUGAGGAGAGCAGAGCCUCGCUCAGCAUCAGCCGUGUACAGGAAUUGCAGGAUCCAGGUGGGGAGAACACGCCCCAGGGUUUAGCAGCUCCCUCCAGCCCUGGAGCACGAGGUGGGAGAUGCAAUCCCCCAGGAAUGGUGAUGUGCCAGAGGUGCCAUGGGAGGUUGUGAUGCUGCCACUGCUCUGCUGCUCUUCCCUCCCUCCACAUCCAGUGGAGCUCCAUCCAUCCAUCCCUGCUCUCCAAGGGCCAUUUCCCAGGAGCUGGGAAUGUGGAGAUGGGGGUGACGUGCAUAGCACAGGCUCCACCUCCCUGCUGGAUGGAGCUGGAACAGCUGCUGUCCCAAAUCUUAAUGGAUAAGUGGCUCCAGAACCUGGGGUUUGUUCCUUCCCUACUCUUGGGGUUUGGGGCAGGGAAGGUGGCCUUGAAAGUUAGCAAUGGAAUUGGCCUAAAUGAGUGAGGUAACAGAAACGGCCAGAGGAGGAACCUCCCCGAGCCAUGUGCAAAUAUAAUUCCUUCAGCAGAAGGAAGUCCUUUUCCCUACUGAAAAAUAAAAUAAAAUAAAAUAAAACACAUUCACUUGAAGAGCAUACAGACUGCAGGAGGGGAAGGCAGGCAGGGACAGCACCAGGUCAGAGCAUCUAUGACACAGGUAAUGAUUGUCCAGCAGCAGAGGUGGGAGGGGACAGGGAAAAGCCAUAGCCAGCACUGCAAAACAUGUGGGAGAGGAGGAGGGCAUGGCAUGCCAUGGAUCCAUGCUAAGAGAAGCCCAGGCUGUCUGCCUAGAUCUGGGAAUGCCUUGACCAGCAGUCACCCAAGACACGAGAUUAUUUGGCCAGUGUGCACAUCUAGAAAAAGAGAGGUUUUAUGGCACAGAGAGACUCGUGCUGGAGAGACUGCAAAGCACAGAGAUCAGAGAGUGUCUGGGGAACAGGCUGGAAAAUCAGCACAGGAACCACUGGGGCACAACUGUUCUCUGAGCCACAGAGAUCAGAGAGUGUCCAGUGGGGAACAGGCUGGAAAAUCAGCACAGGAACCACUGGGGCACAACUAUUCUCUGAGCCACAGAGAUCAGAGAGUGUCCAGUGGAGAACAGGCUGGAAAAUCAGCACAGGAACCACCCUGGCACAGGUGUCCUGUGAGCCACUUCCCUCUGGGGCUUUGGUUCCAGAGUCCCUGUUCUGAGUUGUGUUUUAAGUGAGCCCCUGCCAGGUAUUUUGAGUGGUGCUGGGACUGAAAAGAUGAAGCAGGGUCCAGUGGCUGUGCCAUGGACUAUGGCAGUGGCAGCCUGGCAGGGAUCUGUGGGAGAGCCCCUUGGAGCUGAGCAGGCAGUGCAGAAAGCACUGAUGUGUCAGAGCUGGGGUGCAGCAGCUGCCUGGGCAGACAGCACAGAGCUGCCUCCCCCGAGCCAGGCACUGCUGCUUUCAACAGUGAUUUUAAGUCUGAUUUUCUGGGUAAUGUGGAAGCAGACAGCUCCAGCUGUAAAUCAGGCAGGAGUUUGUUUCUGUGCUCGUGGGGAAGAGCAGGUGCUGCCUGACACUGCUUCUGGGGAGAACAGCUGCUGCAGCACACCACAGCAAACCCAAAAGUACCCAGACCAAAAGCGUCUCCAGCCGCUCUCUGGGAAAGAAAACAUUCUACCUUCUUGCAUAAAGGUAAGAAAAGCUCCUAUGUGGCAACCAGGACAGUGCUGAGGAGCCAAGGAGGCUGAAAAGUCUGUCCUUAUCUACACCCAGGUGAGCUGCUGAAGCUGUCUGAUAAGGACAUGGAUCAGCAUUCCAGGAUUAGCAUUCCUGGAGGGGAUCUCCCAGUACAUGCCCUGUUAUUUCAGAAGCAGCUUUGUGCCUUCAGGGCUCCAAAUCCAGCAAAGCCUUGUGCUUUGAAACCUUUCCUCUUCCAAUCCAGGGUCACACUACACUAAAAUUGUUUCCUAAGGUCCCUAAAGUUUCUGUUUUUAAGAUCAGAAGCAUCCAAGCAGGGUCAGGUGUCACCCAGCAGACAAGGGCAGUAGCCAGAGGUGAAAAUGCAGCCUGUGUGUCACAGCAGGACAGGCAGCUCAGGGGAGAUCAAAGUCAUGUGCCCUUCGUCUCUUCUCCCAGAGGACUUGAGGGAGCCAGGAAGGAUUUAGACAGAAGCUGGUAUCAGUCAGUAUGAGUUAAUAGCACAGUUUUCUGACUGAAGGGAGAGCCUGAAGUACAGAGAACCCAAAAGCUCGUUGUCCUGUUAAUCACAGCUAACACCUUCCCACUGCAAGGGCCUUUCUAGCCUUUAUUUCCCCAAAUUUACUAUCUGGAAUGUGCAGGCCCAGCAGUGGGCAGCUCACCACCUGGAAUAACCUGGUUUUUGGUCCUUCAGAGACUUCACAGGCAGCUGCUGCAGUAGAAACCUGUGGUGCCUACUCUGGGAAUGCCUGGUUGCACAGCAGUUACCCAGGACUCAAACCCAUCCCAGCUGCCAGAACUCCCUAAGAUUAGCACUGGGAGGUAUGUCUUUAUCAGAGGUGAGGUUGUGACAAGAUCUGAUCAGUGAGGAUGUCACAAACUGGUGGAUCAGAGCCUCCUGCUCCCCCUUCUCCCUCCUCCCAGUAGCAGGCAUCUUCCUUGACAGGAAUUAGGCUACAAGCUAUUGGCAUUACUCUUGCAUGCUUGGCUGGAGAAAUGCCUUUAAUUUUUUCUUUUUAAAUCCUUGUUUUUGUGGUUGUUCAGAUCCUGCAAACCAAAGCCCAGCAGAUGUGGAAGGGUCAGGCUGGGAGGGGAAAUGCACCUGCUGUAAAUAGAAUCCAGGGGGAUUUCUGGCACAGGUGUGCAGGGGGAAAAGCAAAGCUCUGAUGGUGGGAGCCAGGCUUGGCUGAGAGUGCUGAGGGAAGCACCACCCUCUGUAACACUAUUCAGGCCUCUCACUCCUAGAAAGUGCUACUGAUCCCUCCAGGAAAUGUAAUCCAAAAUUGUCUCUGGCUCCAGAAGGAAUUAACCUGUCACCUGGGAUGGGGCAGGGAUAGCUGAUUCCUAUCCCAGCUCUCCAGAGGAAGGGAAAACACUCCAAGCUUUUGUUUAAACCCUCACCACCAGUGCAUUAAGACCUUGCUUUUCCCCUUUUUAUUACUAUUGUGAGAGAUUAAGAGGCAAAAAAAGAUUGUGAAUCCCAUCCAACUCCAAGCCAGACUGGCUGCCAAGUGGGAAAAAGAAAUAACUAGGAAAAAAACCCAACAAACUAAGGCCUCAAAGAGAAACCUCCCUCAGUGUGAAGGACACUGCAGUUCUGCUUGGUGCCCACCACCCUUGUGCUCUUCCUGAAGGAUUUCACAUUGCUGAGUGCCAGGAGAAGGAGCAAACAGGUUCAAAACCCACUUUAAUGUGCAGGUAGCACAAAUAUUAGUGUUGAGGUUGCUACAGCUGCCUGGCCUGAUUGAUUAAACAGAGCUUGUGCAGUUCUGUCUCUGGGGCCCAGCCCGAGGCUGCAGCUGGAAAUCUGCACAGGAGAAAGGAUUCAGGAUGAGAAAAAGGGUUCCUAACAGAGAGAAUGUGAUAUUGGUGAGCAACAAAUACUGAUCAGCAGCAUUUAUCUGUGAGCCUCUCUGAUUUCUCUGUCUCUAGGUGGAAGAGACCCCACUUUCCAGGUUCCUCUUUCACUGUGUUCUUUCUCUCUCCUGGCAUGGGCAGGAUGAAUCCCAGAGCUUCCUCUGUCAUCCUGCUUGGUGCUUGAAAUUAAAUUCUAGAAGAGGGAAAUUCCAGCAGUAGGGGAGAUUCGUGUGCUUAGUAAUUGUCAGAGUGACUACAAGGGGAAAGGGGACUCUGGGGCAGUCUGCUAAGUCACAGUGGGGAAAAUGAGCCACAGAAAGCCCUUCCCAGGCCCUAGCACCUCAACUUCAUGGUACAGCAGCCAUUUCAGCAGCCUCCCUGCAAAAAAAUCAGGGAGCAGUACAGUAGUCAGCAGCAUUAAAUUAAAUAAAUAGUCAUAAAUACACUUCACUCUCUGGUUUCCCCCAACUGGACCUUGCUUUCACAGUCUGACAUGUCCUUUUGAUAGCCUGGCUUCAUCCAUGCUCCUGCACAUGUGAGUUCUGUGUGGGGCAUGUGUUCAGCACGUGGUUGUGGGGAUUGCAGGCAGGCUGGGAGAAAUCACCAGGUUAUUCCUGCAUCCUUUGGAAUGGAAAGUGGAGCUUGAGAGGGUUUUCCUUCAGACUGCACUGGGUGUAUUCUGUGCUACUUAAUGGUGUGAGACCAAAUAUUCAUCCUGGAGGUAAUGCAGGAGGUAAAACUGCACCAUUUCCAAACUGGGAAUGUGCAGCUGCCUCCCUCCUGCCAGUCAGCAGGUGGAAAAAUCCCAGUGUUGGACGAAGUGGGACUCACAUUCCCCUAAUCUACCUGGCUGGGGAAGAGGCCAAAGCAUUUAUUAAACACUUCAAGAAGCAGCCUGCAUCCCCAUGAGUCCCUGUGGAGUUUGUGCAUUGCACAGCACAGCCAAGCUGCCCCUCUUCCUCAUCUGGCUGCUAAUGGAGUCUGGAAUUAUCGCCCAGAAAAAAUGAAAAUGCACAGUGCAUUUUUUUAGUGCAGUUCUACCACCUGGCUGACUCCCAGCUGAGUCCCAGGGGAGACACCCCUCAGGUGCCUCACACCCAGCUCUGUCCUGCCACCCUCUGCUGGGCCCUUUUUCCUCUCCUCCCUUGGUCCCUGUGACCCUUCCUGACCUCUCCUGGAUUUUUGGAAGCUUUGUUGCUCUACAGAUGCAAUCACAUCAAUAUGCACAGUGAUGGCUGUUGCUGCAUAGAUACAAUUAUAUCAAUUUAUCCCAGGCAAGGAAAGGAAGCUGCUUUACCCUGUUUUCCCACAGAUUUUACAAGACAAGGGCUGAGCAAACAGCAGAGAGAUUUGCUAAGCUGGGUGGAAGUGGUUGCAAAUCAAUCCUAAUUUUGGUUUUCUGCUUAAAUGUGGGUCCUCCCAGUGUGGUGAUUCCAGCAGCAAUGCAGACCUGCCGCACAGGGGUGGCUCAGUGGCAGGGCCAAACACAGAGAAAGCAGAGAACAGCUAAAGGGGACACUGGCACAGGAGUGGCUCUGCCCUCCCACAGCCCCUGCAGGGAGACGCUCCCCUGCUCUCACUGCAGCAUCCAGGGCACAAAGAAGCAAAUCCAAACUGGGCUUAUGGAAGGGAUUGCAGCUCGGUCACACUCUGUGCUUUGCUCUCUGAGCCAGCCUGGCUGCCCUGACAGCACAUUUCUGCUCCCAGGAGGGGCCUGCCAGGGGGAUCUGCCCUCCACAGACCCACAGCAACUCACCCUCCUCUCCAGAGCAGUUCUGCAAGGGGUUGACUGUGAUUGCCAAAACCUCUGUGCCCUGAAGCCAGCAAGGUCAGGGAGGUGACAGUGUCCCC
Molecule: messenger RNA, 9045 nt
Organism: Oenanthe melanoleuca
Lineage: Eukaryota; Metazoa; Chordata; Aves; Passeriformes; Muscicapidae
Gene: SCN3B
Product: sodium voltage-gated channel beta subunit 3
Exons: 6
Coding region: 379-1026 (215 amino acids)
Biological process (GO): sodium ion transport; regulation of heart rate by cardiac conduction; ventricular cardiac muscle cell action potential
Cellular component (GO): voltage-gated sodium channel complex
Molecular function (GO): sodium channel regulator activity
Source: RefSeq, a predicted model, not a curated record